GAGUUUAUAUUGGCGCGGCCCAGAGGCCUGCGGCCUCUGCGGCGCGGUCCUGAGACGCGGCUGCGCUCCGUGCUUGUUAUGGCUGAUUACCUGAUCAGCGGGGGCACGUCCUACGUGCCAGACGACGGACUUACGGCACAGCAGCUCUUCAACUGCGGGGAUGGCCUCACCUACAAUGACUUUCUUAUUCUUCCUGGGUACAUCGACUUCACUGCAGACCAGGUGGACUUAACCUCUGCACUGACCAAGAAGAUCACUUUGAAGACUCCACUGGUUUCCUCCCCCAUGGACACAGUCACUGAGGCUGGGAUGGCCAUAGCAAUGGCGCUUACUGGAGGAAUUGGCUUCAUCCACCACAACUGUACACCUGAAUUCCAAGCCAAUGAAGUUCGGAAAGUGAAGAAAUAUGAGCAGGGAUUCAUCACAGACCCUGUGGUCCUCAGCCCCAGGGAUCGGGUGCGGGAUGUUUUUGAGGCCAAGGCCCGGCAUGGCUUCUGCGGGAUCCCAAUCACGGACACGGGCCGAAUGGGGAGCCGCCUGGUGGGCAUCAUUUCUUCGCGGGACAUUGAUUUUCUCAAGGAGGAGGAGCAUGACCGUUCUUUGGAAGAGAUCAUGACAAAGCGGGAAGACUUGGUGGUGGCCCCUGCAGGUAUCACGUUAAAGGAAGCAAAUGAAAUUCUGCAGCGAAGCAAGAAGGGAAAGCUGCCCAUUGUAAAUGAAGAUGAUGAGCUGGUGGCCAUCAUUGCCCGGACAGACCUGAAAAAGAACAGAGAUUAUCCACUGGCCUCAAAAGAUGCUAAGAAGCAGCUGCUGUGUGGAGCAGCCAUCGGUACACACGAAGAUGACAAGUACCGGUUGGACUUGCUGGCCCAGGCUGGCGUGGAUGUAGUGGUUCUGGACUCUUCCCAGGGAAAUUCCAUCUUCCAGAUCAACAUGAUCAAGUAUAUCAAAGAGAAAUAUUCCAGUCUCCAGGUCAUUGGAGGCAAUGUGGUGACUGCUGCUCAGGCCAAGAACCUUAUCGAUGCAGGCGUGGAUGCCUUGCGGGUGGGCAUGGGCAGUGGCUCCAUCUGUAUCACCCAGGAAGUGCUGGCCUGUGGGCGGCCCCAGGCAACAGCUGUGUAUAAAGUAUCAGAGUACGCACGGCGCUUUGGUGUCCCUGUCAUUGCUGAUGGGGGAAUACAAAACGUGGGCCAUAUUGCCAAAGCCUUGGCCCUUGGUGCCUCCACAGUCAUGAUGGGCUCCCUCCUGGCUGCUACUACUGAGGCCCCUGGUGAAUACUUCUUUUCUGAUGGGAUUCGGCUGAAGAAAUACCGUGGUAUGGGUUCUCUUGAUGCCAUGGACAAGCAUCUCAGCAGCCAGAACCGAUAUUUCAGUGAAGCUGACAAAAUCAAGGUGGCUCAGGGGGUGUCUGGAGCUGUGCAGGACAAAGGAUCCAUUCACAAAUUUGUCCCCUACCUAAUAGCAGGUAUCCAACACUCCUGUCAGGACAUUGGUGCCAAGAGUUUGACCCAAGUCCGAGCUAUGAUGUACUCUGGGGAACUCAAGUUUGAGAAGAGAACAUCCUCAGCUCAGGUAGAAGGCGGUGUCCACAGCCUCCAUUCGUAUGAGAAGCGGCUUUUUUGA
This is a messenger RNA of Orycteropus afer afer, 1623 nucleotides long. It is a transcript of the gene IMPDH2, whose product is annotated as inosine monophosphate dehydrogenase 2. Gene Ontology annotation, molecular function: IMP dehydrogenase activity. Gene Ontology annotation, cellular component: cytoplasm. Gene Ontology annotation, biological process: GTP biosynthetic process. The record is from RefSeq and is a predicted model, not a curated record. NCBI's taxonomy places the organism in Eukaryota, Metazoa, Chordata, Mammalia, Tubulidentata, Orycteropodidae.